AUGGACUCCGACUCAGACUUUUACGGUGCAACCCCUCCCACAACCAAACCAUCCUCACCCCAACCGACUAACACGAUUCCAGGCGACGAAGAAACCAUUACCGCCCUCCAACGCCGCGUCUCCUCCUUCGACCCCCUUGCCUGGUGGGCUCGCAAUGGCCACCUCACGCCGUCCCAAUCAACCCCUACAAAACCAUCCCCGUCCAGCCAACCCUCCCAGCCCAGCAGCUCCCUCCACAACCCCUACGCUGGCCUCCCCAACGCCUGGCAACUCCACGAGCCCAUCUCUGACUUCCUCUCCCGUCUACCGCCCUCAACAACAGAUUGGCGUCCAGGACUGGAAUGGAUAUUCGUCGCAAACCCGCACACCGCGUCCCGGUACCAUGCCCCUGGUGCGCUUCAGCUCUUCCGACGCGGGGGACAGGAACGCUUGAAGCUGUUUGAGAAGUUUCAAGACAUGGCGAUCAAGGCUCUUCAGCAAGAUGAUUCGUCGUUGUCCUCUUCUGGGAGGGGGAAACCGCCUGAUUUGACGGUUGUUCAAAGGGAAGUAGAGAGGGAGAAGAAGGAGACGGUGCAGGAUUUAACUGAGCUGGCGGUUGAAUGUGGCAUUUUGGCGGGGAAGUGGAUGCUGUUCCCUGAGGAGAACGAUGUGGAUGAGGUAUGGAGAAAGGUUGUGCAGGCGACGGUUGCUGGAGAAUUGGGGAUCGCGGCAAAGGUUGAAACGAAGAUCGAUAAGGGGAAGCCGCGAUUGAUUUGUAUAUAUACAAAGGAUUUCAGGGAUAAGGAGGAUGUGGCGAGGGUACUGGAAGGGCUGAGGGGGUUGGGGUUGGUCAAGUCGGGGAAGCAGAUUUAUUACAAGAGUGAGGCAUGGACCGAACUUAACAUCUACAGCGGUAAUACCUGGGGUAUUCAAGCUUCGCUGUACUCCUCUGGACAAAUACUCUCGUACCUAAGAGCAAAGCGUCCACGGAAACCCUGA
Molecule: messenger RNA, 978 nt
Organism: Thermochaetoides thermophila DSM 1495
Lineage: Eukaryota; Fungi; Ascomycota; Sordariomycetes; Sordariales; Chaetomiaceae
Exons: 3
Coding region: 1-978 (325 amino acids)
Source: RefSeq, a predicted model, not a curated record